CGUUCUGGACUUUAAUGUAUGGCAGUGGGUUCUGAUGUAACGGUGAUGAGAUGAUCCUCACAGAGAAUCACAGAAAUAAAACGAUCUCACUCAGACGUCUUUCUGAGGGAGUCGAGUGGAAAAGGAAGCGACUCUGAGCUGAAAGGGGAGGAGCGACGACAGACCACACAGUGCAGAUCACGUCUUCAGUGUCUCUGCUGACUUUCUCUCUGCUGAGAUCAGAGCAGUUCAUAAGUGUAGGAGAGUCAGAGUGAGGAGCUUCUGGACCUUCUGGACCUUCAGGUAUCUGGGUCUGAAGAGCGAUGCUGCCAUGUUUUCCCAGAGCUCAGUAAAUAUUCCAGCAGUGCUGAUCCUCAUUUUACUGGCAGGCUCGUUGGCUCAGCGGGUGAAGGUUCAGCCAGAGGUGGUUUCAUAUCUGGGUCAACUCGUAACCCUGCCGUGCCAAUUUCCUGAUCCAGGCCAAACUUGCCUCAUACAGAUGUCCUGGAAUUUCGAAACAGCUGCUGGUGUCCAAAACCUCAUUGUAGUGUUUCAUCCAGUUCAUGGAGUCAGUUACCCCGAGUCCCCGCUGAAAGGCCGCGUGAAUUUCACAACUUACCCACCUCGACUGGACAGUCCAACCAUUCAGAUCUCAGACAUUAAGAUGACCGAUGAGGGAAGGUACAUCUGUGAAUUCGCCACUUACCCCAGCGGAAACAAGCAGGGUGUCACCAACCUCAUCAUUCUAGCCAAGCCCUCAAACACCGCCUCCACGGUCACCGUACAGGCUGGCACAGCCCCGGUCAUCGUGGCCCACUGCCAGUCGGCCAACGGGCAUCCGCCGGCGAACAUAUCCUGGGGGGCUUCAGUGGGGGGCAACGGAACGACCCGGACAGAGAACCAGGACCGCACGGUGACAGUGAAGAGCGAGUACUGGUUGGUGCCGACUCCGGCCGACAACAGCAGAGACGUCAGCUGCGAGGUGUCGCACCGGACGCUGUCCAGCCCAGAGACUUUCCCCAUGAAGCUGAGGAUUGAAUAUCCUCCUCAGGUUCAGAUUGUGGGGUAUGACAGUAACUGGUAUUUAGGACGCACAAACGCUGUGCUGACCUGCCAGGCUCAGGGGAACCCUCCUCCCACCACCUUCACCUGGAGAACGACGUCGGGUCAGAUGCCGGAGACGGUGCAGGUGAAGCAGAACACUCUGACCGUGCUGAAAGUGGACGAGACGGUGAACACCACUUUCAUCUGUGAGGUCAGGAACCGCGUCGGCACAGGAACGGACCAGGUUAGCGUGAUGGUCAGGGCCACAUUUUUCCACACUGAUGCAGAUAACAGGACUUCAGUAUAUGCAGCUUCUGGAGUCGCCGUGGUUUUGCUUCUGAUAUUCACUGCAGUCUUUUUGUGGAUGAGGAGACGAGCAGCAGUGACCAGCAGAGAGACAGAGAAGAGCAGAGAGGCUCCGAAGUGUGGAGACGACACGUACUCGGCUCUGAACCCCAACACCAGGUCCUCCGACUACGACACUCUGACUCAGGUUAGAGACUCUGCCAGCGACACGUACUCAGCUCUGAACUCCACCACCAGGUCCUCCGACUACGACACUCUCACAAUCUCCUGUUUUCCAGGUUGUCCGUCCUCACCCAGCGAUGAGAAGAGCUCCAGAGAACGAGAACUAACAGCUGUUCAUUUACUCUUCAUUCACCACUGCAGCUUCAGCUCUAUGGACAGAACAUUAAAGAGGCGUACGGAGGAUUUCUGAGGAUUAAAGAGCUUCUAGAGCUCAAAACACAUCAGAUGAUCUCCUAAAGUCAGAGAGAUUCUCUCAGAUCAGUCAGAGGAGCUUCUGUUUAUGAAGGGUCUUUGUUCACUGUAGUGCUGUUAUACACCAUGAUGAUCCAAACACGGACCAGAACCAGGCGGUUCUGAUCGCUCAGUGUGAACAGAGUUGAGAUGAUUUGGAUCCAGUUUGAGUAAAAAUGUCACUGUGUAAAUCAGAUUUAUUAAUGUAGAGUUUGUAUAUUUUCAGUUGCUUCUCUGUAGUUUUCCUCUUGUUCUCAUUGUUUAGGUUAGUAGAUCCUCUUAAACUCUUUUCUAGCUGUGCUGUCGUUGUUCUGAAUGUGCUGCUAAAACACCGAUAAUAAAGUUUUGAAGCAGC
Messenger RNA from Pygocentrus nattereri (red-bellied piranha), 2137 nucleotides. Its product is annotated as nectin-2-like. The record is from RefSeq and is a predicted model, not a curated record. The transcript has 11 exons. NCBI's taxonomy places the organism in Eukaryota, Metazoa, Chordata, Actinopteri, Characiformes, Serrasalmidae. The coding region runs from base 311 to 1741 and encodes 476 amino acids.